AUGACAUCUACGUCCCGGACACCCUACGUGGCUGCGACGCCCGAUAGGACGACGUUCGACCCAGAUACUAUCCCAUUAUCACUCCUCGACCGUUCACCUAUCGAAAGCACGCCGUCAGUUCCUCAAGUAUCUCUCUCCGACGAUGUCGACGUUCCCCAGCACAGGUGGCAGUCCUUUGUGACGCGCACUAAACAGAUCAUUCAAAACAACACAGGCUUGCUGUUGGUUGCGUCCUCGCAAGCAUUCGGCUCACUUAUGAGUGUCGUCGUGAAGAAGCUUAACGGCUUCGACCCCCCAGUUCACCCCCUCGAGCUUAUAUGGGUUCGCAUGGUAAUUACGUGGACGUGUUGUGUGACCUACAUGUCAAUCAAGAAAAUUCAAGACCCUAUACUUGGACCCAAGGGUAUCCGAAUACUCCUUGCCUUCCGAGGAUUCUGUGGAUUCUUCGGACUCUUCGGAUCAUAUUAUUCUCUGCAGUAUUUGACGCUCUCAGACUCGACGGUUCUCCAGUUCCUGGCGCCGAUGUGUACUGCGGUAACCGGAGCAAUUAUUUUGAAGGAAGAGUUCAAAUGCAGCCAAGCGGUGGCUAGCUUGUGCAGUUUGGUUGGGGUCGUUUUGAUAGCGCGACCUCAGUUCCUCUUCGGCAGUGCAUCCGUGGACACCGUUCCUGAUGUCACGGAAGGUAUAGCCGGAGCGGUCAUAACUGCCACUCCGGCGCAGAGGCUGGGUGCUGUCGCGGCAUCACUCAUGGGGGUGUUGGGUGCUACUGGAGCCUAUACUACGAUCCGCGCCAUCGGCAAACGGGCACAUCCGAUGCACAACAUCGUCGCGUUCUCAAGCCAAUGUGUGAUCACUUCUACGAUACUAAUACUUGUUCUGAGGGUGCACAUCGUGCUCCCCACCAGCUUGUUGUUCCUUGCUAUGCUACUUGCUAUCGGAUUUCUUGGCUUCAUGGGGCAGAUGCUUAUGACAAUGGGCCUGCAACGAGAAACGGCUGGCCGCGGUACGAUGGCUAUCUAUGUACAAAUCAUCUUCGCAACGAUCUACGACCGAAUCUUCUUCAAUUCGACACCUUCGCUCCUCUCUGUGAUCGGGACGGUCAUUAUCAUGACGUCUGCCAUCUAUGUCGCGUUAACGAAGCAAAAUUCGAACGCGGGCAAAACGAAUGAGGAAUCUUCCGAUGAUGCAGCGCUGGAGGAGGGUCUUCUCUCGCAUCAGGAUGAGGAGACGGAAGAACUGAAGGAGAGCGAGACCGUCGUUUCGGAGCAGCCAGUUGAGGACACGAAGCGGCCCCUGCCGGAGGGCUCUGGCAAGUCCUCGAGCUCGUAG
Sparassis crispa is the source of this 1329-nucleotide messenger RNA. RefSeq lists its product as uncharacterized. NCBI's taxonomy places the organism in Eukaryota, Fungi, Basidiomycota, Agaricomycetes, Polyporales, Sparassidaceae. Bases 1 to 1329 code for a protein of 442 amino acids. The transcript is spliced from 12 exons. The record is from RefSeq and is a predicted model, not a curated record. Gene Ontology annotation, cellular component: membrane.